Callithrix jacchus (white-tufted-ear marmoset) is the source of this 859-nucleotide messenger RNA. It is a transcript of the gene DEFB119, whose product is annotated as defensin beta 119. Gene Ontology annotation, molecular function: lipopolysaccharide binding. Gene Ontology annotation, cellular component: extracellular region. NCBI's taxonomy places the organism in Eukaryota, Metazoa, Chordata, Mammalia, Primates, Cebidae. The record is from RefSeq and is a predicted model, not a curated record. Gene Ontology annotation, biological process: defense response to Gram-negative bacterium; defense response to Gram-positive bacterium; antifungal innate immune response.
UUUUCUGCCUGGAAAAAGUUAAAUCCUCCUUCACUAUGUUGCCACCGACUCCUACUUCUCAGAGUUAAUAACUCUUUUUUUUUUUUGUGAUGGAAUCUCACACUGUCACCCAGGCUGGAGUGAAAUGGCACGAUGUCGGCUCACUGCAGUCUCCACCUCCAGGGUUCACAUGAUUCUCCUGCCUCAGCCUACUGAGUAGCUGGGAUUAUAGGCGCCCACCACCGCCCCUGGUUAAUUUUUUUAUUUUUAGUGGAGACAGGGUUUCACCAUGUUGGCCAGGCUGGUCAGGCCAGGCUCCUGACCUCGUGAUCCACCACCCCCUUGGUCUCCCAAAGUGCUGGGAUUACAGGUGUGAACCACCACAACCGGCCUGUUUAAUGUAUUUUUUAUGUUUUAAAUAUGUUUUAAACAUGUAUAGGCAAGUACUAUAUCUUAAAGCAGAACAUAAUCAUGGAGAAGAGUACUGUCACCCAGCAUGACAAGGCAGCUGAUAUAAUAACAGCACUGAAGAGCUCUUGUAAAUCGGUGUGCCAGCCAUGAAACUUCUUGUCCUGUUUCUUGCCAUCCUUCUGGCCAUAGAAGAACCAGUGGUAUCAGUAGAGUGUUGGAUGGAUGGACACUGCCGGUUGCUGUGCAGAGAUGAUGAAGACAGCAUCAUACGCUGCCGAAAUCGUAAGCGGUGCUGUGUCCCUAGUCGCUAUUUAACAAUCGAACCAGUAACAAUUCAUGGAACCCUUGGCUGGACCACUCCUCAGAUACCCACAACAGCUCCGCAAACGAAGAGAAAUAAAAAUCAUGGAUAGAAAUGGCUUUGUUUCAGGAAGCUUAGGGUCCACAUUGCAUUAAAACUCACAAUUUU